Nannospalax galili (Upper Galilee mountains blind mole rat) is the source of this 1699-nucleotide messenger RNA. It is a transcript of the gene Nrep, whose product is annotated as neuronal regeneration related protein. The transcript is spliced from 5 exons. Bases 366 to 572 code for a protein of 68 amino acids. Lineage: Eukaryota; Metazoa; Chordata; Mammalia; Rodentia; Spalacidae. The record is from RefSeq and is a predicted model, not a curated record. Gene Ontology annotation, biological process: axon regeneration; regulation of neuron differentiation; regulation of transforming growth factor beta receptor signaling pathway. Gene Ontology annotation, cellular component: cytoplasm; nucleus.
CUCCUCGGCGGCAGCACGGUGGCAGCAAGGCUGGGGCGCUGGCGCUGUGCCAGCUCCAUCAGAAUUAGCUCAUUGUUCACUAGUACACUAGCAGAAGAGAGGGGAGGGGUGGCGGGGAGAGAGAGAGAGGAGAAAGAGGAGAGAGAGAGAGAGAGAGAGAGAGAGAGAGAGAGAGAGAGAGAGAGAGAGAGAGAAGAGAGAGAGAGAGAGAAAUUGAUUUAGAGGAAGACACAAGACACACUCUUGGAGAGCGCGCAAAGGUGUAGAGAGGAGAGAAAGUGAACAGGGAGCGGGGCUUUUGUCUGUUGGUCUCCCUGGACUGAAGAGAGGGAGAAUAGAAGCCCAAGACUAUUAAGAUUCUCAAAAUGGUUUACUACCCAGAACUCUUGGUCUGGGUCAGUCAAGAACCAUUUCCAAACAAGGAAAUGGAGGGAAGUCUAUCUAAGGGAAGACUUCCUGUACCAAAGGAAGUGAACCGCAAGAAGACUGAAGAGAUGAGCGCUGCCUCCCUGACUCCGCCGGGCAGCAGUGACCUCCGCUCUCCAAACAUCAGUUACCUCCACUCUUUUUAAUCGUGUAACACCUCCAUUUGUAUUGCAUAUGGUGUAUGGGUAUUGAUGAGGUCAUGGUAUCAUAUAUGGGAUAUUUUUUUCUGUGUAAAUCAUCAAGUAUAGGAAGAAAUUAUGGGACUCUAAGCCUUGCUUUAGAGAAUUUACAGUGGACAAAUAGGUAUCAUCAAACCAGUUUUUAAUCAUUCUGACUCAAGUGAAAACGCUCAGAAUUUCACACUGUGAAUCCAUGUUUACAACCCCUACAGGUGGGCCUUCAGGCCUGGUUCGCUACAACAAUGUCUUCCACAACUCAAACUCCCACUGAGCUCACACAACUGGUCCACUCCUGCCUUUUCAUUCACACAGCUCCUGACUGGUUCUUGCAGAGGCUGAGAGUCCCCUCCCUCCCCCUUUUAUUUUCAUUUAGAUGUAACAAGCCUAGUAGUUUUAUGUUCAUCGAUUGUCUGUAUAUCUCUAUAUUUUAUCCAUGUACUCUUUUGAUGUAUAGAAGUAGUUUGAAACUCAUUGUUUCCUUGUGGUAAGUGACUGAGAUGCUGCCACAGGACCUGACACACUGAUGAAUGGUGCUAUUUUGGACUUUCAACAUGCUCCUUGGCGAGGUAGCUCUGAUGGAGUUAUUUUUUAUUUCCAUGUUCUAAGAAGGUGUUGGUACUCUGUUUCCCUGAAUGUUGUUCUCUAGACUGGAUUGACUUGUUUUCCUUGUGUCUUCAGUGUGGCUUUCUUCUUCAGUGUUGUAGGUUGAGAGAAUGCUACCACGAGUGUGUGGUCUCCUUGGCCGGCCCCCAUGGAUGUGCAGCCACGGUAGCGGGAGCAAUCACAAAACUGUAAUUUACCUACCAAAUCUUUUCCUUUCUGUAGCCUCACCUGCCUGACUUAGAGAAAAAUAAGCAAUAAUUUUACAGGCAUUUUGAGGUGUCUCUUUGGAUUCUUUUUGUUUGGGUAUUUUGGGGUCGUGGGAGGUCCACUCUUUUCUAAUAAGUGCUCUGUGGAAAAAUCCACAGCACUGGCAUCUGAGUCAGAAUUUGAAAAUUAUACCUUGCCCAAAGAUUAAAUCGGAAAAUGUCUUUACAAAAUAAUAAAUGGCGGAACACCCUUUUUUUUUUUUUUUUUUUUUUUUUUUUUUAGAA